GUCAGGCCAACUUUGGACACAGAAGCUGCCGACAUGAGCCAACCCCGCAGUCUGCUUUCGUUGCCACUAGUUUCGUCGGCGUCGGCUUGGUGUGUUCCGGCCUUAAGGAUUUCAGUAACACAGCAUUUGACUCUCUUAACGAGUGAGUAAUUAAAUCGUUCAUUCAACCGAUUCGUUCAAAAUGACUGAUUCAUUCAGUAAGGAAACAUCGCUGUGUGUUGACAGAGACGCAAAAUAGUUCUACUGUAGCUUUGUAUGUAACUAUUUACCUUGGCGAAAUUGAGCAAAAACAGGUAAUAUUGUGUCUAAAAUGCAAGUCACUUAAUACUUUAUUUUUAUAUGUUGUAUAAAAUCAAUAUCACAUUUGCAAAUGUGCUGAUUUUGAACAAAAGAUGUCUUUGUGUGAUUGCUUAACUAUAUCAUAUGAUAUAAAUAUAGCCUUAAAAACAAAUUCUUAUACAUUUUUACAUUUCCAUUUCAAAAUAGUAAAUCACUCACUCAGUGACAACAUGCACUCAAAAUACGCACGUGCAAUAACCUUUUCAACGGCUCUACUCACCCCUGUAUGCAUACACUCUCUUGGCGUGCUUUUGUUUGGUUUUUCCAAAGUGAGGGACAUACUGGAUAAUGUCAGAUCGCACGUCCUUAAAACAACAAUUGCUAUAUUAUCGUAGACGAUAUAUAUCACAGAAUUUAAGGACUUUGAUGUCAUACGCCGAUCGGUCUGCGCAGCGCCGAUGCAUUUCGAACAACAAGCCUUUUGUUUUCAUUCAAAAGUACCAGGUACGCGUCUCAUGGCGUGACGUCACAAUGCAUCGAACGCAGAACGUGUCGUCACGCUUGACUGUAGCUUAUUUAAAGGCUUGAGGCUCACCAGCUCAUUUUGUAGGUUGUUCGGUGUAUUCUGUUUUCUAAGUGAGUUUGACGUUACGCCCGAGAGUAUUUGAAGGCUUGAAACGCACUUGCUCAUUUUGUUGGCUGAAGUUUCGGAGUAUUCUGAUUUCGGACAGAAGUGAACUUGAAGUUUCGCCUGAGAGUAUUUGAAGGCUUGAAACGAACUUGCUCAUUUUGUUGGCUGAAGUUUCGGAGUAUUCUGAUUUCAGCGUGAAAACAGUGUUAUCAUGGGACAACUAAGUUCGCGACUAAAGAAAGCGACCUGUGCGGAGCACGUACACGAACAACAACCCUGUGUACUGCUCAAAUACACCACCACCACGGCAGAAAACCAUCCUCAUCAGCUCGAUGAGACGCCUGGUGGUGCUGGUGAGAUUGAUGAAGGGAGAAAUGAGGCAGGGAGAGACGAGGAAAAGACGACGACGUCUGGGAGAUUCCGCCUUUUUCGCAAAAGAGCUGGAAAAUACGACCUGGUUCAGGCUGAGAAGGUGUAUCAGAGUGAGGCGGGAUCAUACCAGAAAAUUACUGAUGAUCACACUCCUCUACAACACAUCACUAUUGUGGAGAACCCUGAUCAUCAAGAAGCUCCCGCCUCUGAAGUCCUCCCUGAUGCUGAAGAACAGCUGGAGCAGGACGUCCUCCAACCUCAGGAUGUCGACGCUCCACUUACUUCGGCUGAAGAUGAGAGCAUGGAAGAGCUGGACAAGGAUCAGGUGUCUCUACCGCACAUCGUGGAGAUCCCUGAUCCUCAAGAAGCUCCAGCCUCUGAAGUCCUCCUCCCUGAUGCUGAGGAACAGCUGGAACAGGACGUCCUCCAACCUCAGGAUGUCGACGCUCCACUUCGUUCAGCUGAAGAUGAGAGCAUGGAAGAGCUGGACAAGGAUCAGGUGUCUCUACUGCACAUCGUGGAGAUCCCUGAUCCUCAAGAAUAUCCAGCCUCUGAAGUCCUCCUCCCUGAUGCUGAGGAACAGCUGGAACAGGACGUCCUCCAACCUCAGGACGUUGACACUCCAGUUUGUUCGACUGAAGAUGACAGCAUGGAAGAGCUGGACAUGGAUCAGACUUCUCCACAGCACAUUGGAGAGAUCAAUGAUCCUGGAGAAGCUCCAGCCUCUCAAGUCCUCCAUGCUGCUGAGGAACAGUUGGAGCAGGACGUCCUUCAACCUCUGGAUGUCAACGCUCCAGCUGAAGAUGACAGCAUGGAUGAGCUGGACAAUGGCCACAUUUUCUGGCGAUAUGAAUUUGGACACAAGCUGGGUCAAGGAGGUUUUGGCUAUGUGCAAGCAGGGACUCGCUGCAAGGAUGGCGUUAAGGUGGCUUUGAAAAUUGCAGAAAAGAAGCCAAAUAUGCCAUAUAUAUUAGUUCCUGGUCAUCCCAAACGCCUCCCCAUGGAGAUCGGCCUGACAUUAAUGGCCAAUAAGGGCCCCCGAGUUCCGCAGAUAAUUAAACUGCUGGACUGGCAGGACGACCCGGACCACUACAUCAUGGUCAUGGAGCGCCCCAUCCCAUGCACAAACAUGUUAAGCUUCAUUAAACUUCAAGGAGGACGUCUCGAUGAGAGGACUGCAAGGCACGUUAUGCAGCAGGUCAUUCACGCUGCUAACGUUUGCUGUGAGCGCGGAGUCUUCCAUCGAGAUAUAAAACCGGAGAAUGUCCUGAUAAACCAUGACACCUUGGAAGUCAAACUGAUUGACUUUGGGUGCGGUGAGCUCAUGAAGGAGUCUGCCUACGUGGCCUUCCGUGGCACAAGAGUGUACUGUCCACCGGAGUACCAUGUCAACGGCGGUUACCAUGCGAAGCCGGCGACAGUGUGGUCACUAGGGAUCCUCCUGUUUGCUACGGUGUGUGGGUAUUAUCCCUCAUAUGAUGACCUGCUUAUGAUCAGCGAAGACAAAUGGUGCGAACCUGGCCUGUCACAAGAAUGCUGCCAGAUGAUUAGUGCUUCUCUGCAGCCUGAUCCAGAGCAGAGACUUAGGCUGGAAGAGAUGCGGCUCCAUGACUGGUUUAAGGUACUAAAAGUCAUGGUGUAAGAUGGAGAAUAACAGAAAACAGCUCCAUCACAGCCACCCUUUUGUGUCAGUCUUUAGUCAGAUUUGCGUCUGGUGGGCUGACACAAGUGGCUUUUCCAUACCAAGGAAAUGUAUUUAUUUAUUUAUAAGAAAACGUAUAAUUUAUUUAUAAGAAAAUUUAUCAGAAAAUGUAUAGUUUUAUAUAUUUAUAAGAAUAUGUGGUCCCACUUUAUAUUAAAUGUCUUUAUCUACUAUAUACUAACAUUUAUAUUUAUUAAAAAGUGUGACCGAGAAAUUUUAUAAUUUAUUUAAAAGAAAAUCUAUAAGAAUAUGUCCAAUUUGUAUAUAAGAAAAUGUAUAAUUUAUUUUAGAAAAUAUAUUUAUUUUUUUAAAAAAGAAUAAUUUAUUUUUUAGAAAAUUCAUAAGAAAAU
Megalobrama amblycephala (Wuchang bream) is the source of this 3334-nucleotide messenger RNA. RefSeq names its product serine/threonine-protein kinase GRIK2-like. Lineage: Eukaryota; Metazoa; Chordata; Actinopteri; Cypriniformes; Xenocyprididae. Gene Ontology annotation, molecular function: protein serine/threonine kinase activity; ATP binding. The record is from RefSeq and is a predicted model, not a curated record. The transcript is spliced from 11 exons. Bases 1122 to 2924 code for a protein of 600 amino acids. Gene Ontology annotation, cellular component: cytoplasm. Gene Ontology annotation, biological process: negative regulation of apoptotic process; regulation of mitotic cell cycle; protein autophosphorylation.